This is a messenger RNA of Rhipicephalus sanguineus (brown dog tick), 7515 nucleotides long. RefSeq lists its product as uncharacterized. Gene Ontology annotation, molecular function: sequence-specific DNA binding. The transcript has 5 exons. Lineage: Eukaryota; Metazoa; Arthropoda; Arachnida; Ixodida; Ixodidae. The record is from RefSeq and is a predicted model, not a curated record. The coding region runs from base 110 to 1459 and encodes 449 amino acids.
CCAGCUCAUUCUAUGGUUCCAGUUUGUGUCACCGUUCCGCGCCGCCUGAUAGCUGCGAAAAGACGCUUCUACGUUCGCUUAAAAACCUCAAAACGCUGAAGCGAGCGCUAUGAGAUGCGUCGCCGUUGGCUGCCGUACAGGAAGAAGGAGUGGUUUGCGCAUCCAUUCAUUCCCGCGGGAUCCCAAGCGUAGGUUGGAAUGGGCCGUCAAAGUGAACAUUGCAGAGAAUGGCAAACUUUGGGUGCCACCCAAGGACUGCUCCUAUGGUGUCUGUGAGGCGCACUUCGAUGAGGACCAGUAUGAGCCGAGACGUACGGACCGCAAACUGAAGCCAUUUGCCGUGCCUACUCUGUUCAGCCACCGCAAAGUUCCAAAACGGCGCCGAAAGCUCGUACGAAGUCAACCCACGAGUACCAGUGUUACCACUACUGCUGCUGAGGUGAUUACUGUCGCCUCCACAGCCACAGGCCGCACAAAUGCUGCAACUGUUCCUACUGUUAUGGCACCCAAGGUUGCAUCAUCGGCGACCAAAACCCAGCCUUCUCUUCUGCGAUCAGCUUCCAACCAUUCCAGCUUGGCUGGGAAGGCACAGCGCACUCAAGUCACCCCAUCAUCCGUGAGCAAACUGUUGACACCACCCGUAAAUGCUGGGCCUGCCUUCACUGUGGCCACUUCAGAUGGCAACGUCAUCCUUGUUCCUGCCACUACACAUGGCAAACACCAUUACAUUGUCGGCGAUCCACCUGUUAUGAUGGAUAUGCGAACACCAUCUGUUUUGGCACAUACAGUUGUGCCCAAUGCCUGUAUGCCAAAUAACACCCCAGUGCUGCCUGCAGUUAACUGCCUUCCUAACGCUGGCCCCAUCAUUCUGGUUCCUGUGAGCAAACCGAAGAUGGUUCCUGUGCCCAACCCAGUGAAGAGCCCAAGUAGUCAGAUGCCAGUCAUCUUGUCGGUUGAAUCACUUGCACCUAAUGCCUCGCCUCCUGUCAGCAAGGCAUCAGGCAUGCCACCACUCUUGGCUAAGCCCACAAGCUAUGAAAAGCUCCAGGAAGAGGCAACGGCAUUGCGACAGCAGACCGACGAAUUGCGGCGUGAGGUGACCGAACUGUCUCGCCAGGCAGUGCGCGUCAAGGCAUCGCUGGCUCGCCAAUCGGAGCGGCUGAGCCGCUUCCUUCGGAUGGACCAAGUUGAGUGCCUGCAGAAGCUUGCCGGUGACAAGCCCACACGGUGGACUGAGCCAACUCUGCGUUUCGCACUCGAUAUCUACCGUUGCUCGCCCGAGGCAUAUCGCAAGUUACUAGUGGCCCACUAUCCAUUACCAAUGGAGACAGCUCUGAGGACAUUCUGCGUUGAGAAUGGGGUGCGUGAAGGUGUGCCUGCUGAGUUGUUGCAAAUGGACAUGCGUCUUGAAGAAAACGAGGAGGAGGAAAAUGGAAACGUGGACAUUGUAUGGCUGUGAAAUAGCCAUAGACUGCCAUGACAGGUUAGCCGCCACAGGGAGGUGAAUUCUCUUGUCAUAGGUGAAGUCACCGAGCAGGAAAGGUGGCAUAGAGUCGUGUUACUGUGCCCAGUUUCAUUUCAUAUUUUUAAAAAGCUAUAGUGGAUGAGGAAAGGAAUAGAAUUUGAUAUUGAUGUGGGUAUGUAUGAAGGCCCAUUCUGCAGCAUCGUGAUAAAUGGCUGUAUCACACAUUUUGAAGGACACGAUGUUCUGUGAUUUUUAACCUUGUAGAUGGAACGUAUGUAGAUUUAGUGGAAAACUAAAGACAUUUCAAUUGAGAAAACUUGUUGUGCAUUUAUGGAUCAAAGUCGCAUGGCAGGGUAUACAGUGAGAUGGUGCAAGUACUCAGCCUUUUGGUUGUUUAUGUGGUUGUACUAUUUGUAGUGUUGGUUGUCAGUAGAAGUAUUUCUGAAAGGAAAGCUUACCAUACUCGAAAUGCAAGAUUUCUUUUUAGUAGACAACUCCUGAGCCUAUCUGAAUGAAGUAGUAUUGGAAAUAUUCCAAAGGUAUGUUUCUUAAUACGGUAGACUCUUGUUUAAUGGAACCUGAAGGGACCAGAAAAAUGUGUUCCAUUCAAGCAGCAGUUCCGUUUACUACGAGAGUCUCCUGUAUAAACCUCCGAGGAGCAUGUGUGUGUGUGUGGAGAGAAAGGGUUACAGCCUAUAUUCUCGGCAGUGCUUACUGAUAGUUGACACUUUACAGUUUAUACACACGUGUUUCCUCAAUUCUCCAUGCUCAUGCAAAUGCAAUUCGGAAAAUAUUGCUGUAGCCUCAAGCCAUUUGUAAUAUGACAAAUAUAUACACUAUGAAUUACUUGCCAACAUAAAGCACAAAGAAGAGCAUGAGGAGAAGAUGAAACCAAUAAUUCCGACUUUUGAUCUUCUCAUGGCUGAGUAAGUGCCUAUUCUGUUCCCCUGUGGGCCUGUCUUUUUUUAUUUUAUACUUUGCCGUAUUUUACUGUAACGGAGAUUUUACAGUGCUGCCCGAUACAGUUAUCAGCAUUGAAUGUCUGAUGCCCAGUAGCCAAACAAGUUCUUUGUCACAAAAGGUGUGCCACACAAGUGUGUAAAAAAACUUAGAUACCUCAAAAAACUAAAUUUUACCGAAAAUAAUCACCGGGGAAUUUCUAUGGCUUUACCUUGGAUCAGAUCAUUUCAUAGCCCAUCCUUUUUUUGACUUUCAUCAUUGGCUUGGACAUUACCACCUUCAGCCACUCACUGCAGUGAGGACAAGGAAAGAAUACAGGGACCUCAAGGAAAAGCUUGUGAAUGUUCGCUGGACUGAAACAGCUAAAGUUGUAGCUUAUCACAAGCUGAAAGAAACAUCAGGUGUUCAAAUGAAAUUUCAACCUAUUUAUAUUUGUCGUGCUGCUCAUGUGCAUGCAAAUUUACUAGGCUUGUGCGAAUAGUAAAUUUUAGGUUCGAAGUGAUUUGGUCGAAGAAUUUCGAGUUGAGUUCGAAUAGUAUAUAUCGCAUAUUAUCAAGAAAAAUGAGCGUAUUUGUCGUGACCGAACUAACCUGCCCAAUAUUUUUUGAAAUUGAAGCCACGCAUGUGCAUAUGUCAUUCUUUUUGAAUCAAAAGGAAGUGGAAGCAAUUUUGAAUAAUUCAGUAGCAGGAUUUGACUUCGGUAGAAUGCAAAUGAUAACCUGUAAAAUACGAUAAUUGAUGGUAGCACAGGCAAAGGACAAAAGAAAGGCACACUAGACAUGGUGUGAUCCUUCUAGUAUAUAUAUAUAUAUAUAUACUAGCGGCAUCAGCGAGUAAUAAACCAGUUGUUGAAAGUUAGCGCUGUGUUGUCUAGUGUGCCUUUCUUUUGUCCUUUGCCUGCGCUACCAUCAAUUAUCAUGCAAUACGUACCAACAAGCCCACAUAUCAUCCCCACCUUCAUCGAGCUUAAAAUAGGUUACGUUUUAAAAUUUACUAUACUUAGAGCAUAUAAGCCGGUAUAACGAGCUUUUAAACUUUAAAAAUGAUGAAUUGAUGUGAGGUUAAUAUGUUCAUUUAACCUUGAAGUGGGGCUUCGCGGCAGUGCGGAUUUCCCCCAGGUUUUCACGGUAUAGCAGCGUUCCACUGCAGUGAAACCAUUUUUACAGGGGGUUACAUGUGGUCUAUGUGUCUGUUAGUUCACUUCAAAUACUUUGAAAUUUAGAAUAACUUAAAUUCAUUUUGAAGCAAAUUCAAAUGCUGUAAUAUUCGUUCGAAUAUUCUAAGUGCUCGAAUAUUCGCACAUGCCUAGAAUUUACGCUUAUUGAUGAUCUCGUGAAGAUUGCGGUAAUCCUUUGCUGGACUCAUGCUCUUAAGACUGCAGUGGUCAUGGAUUGAGUUACUGUGUGCAAGCUCUCAUGAAUCUUUUUCAGCACAACACUCUGCUGGGAAGCAAAGGACUUUCUUUAAGCACAUCAGUGCUUAUGUGCAAAACAUCCAGCUUUUUUUUGUUCAGAGACAUGCGCUUCCAUUUGACACUCAUGAUAAUGCGGUUGUAUGGCUAAGGGUGGAGCUGUGGCUGUGAUUCCGGUUGGCUUCAAAAAUAUGGAGGCAACCAACUGAGUUCAAGGCCAAUUGAGGCCUACUUUUUGUCACGGGGAAAUGAAGCACCGUUUAAUAUUGUGGCCUCUGUGAUUAGCUCUGAUGGCAGAGCUGAUUGCGAAGGCCGCAGUAAAACUAUACUACAAAAGGUGUACUUGUACUUGUUGAGGUGAUGAACAUGACCUGGGAGGCACUGGAUGGUGCCACUGAAUAUGCUCGUAGAACUGAAAUGUGCUUUACACUGAAUUUCGUUAAAGUGAAGUAAGUUAGCAUUGGGUUCAAUGGUGCUUCUGUGGGGGGAUUUCAAAAAAGUUGGUAUAACUGAAUAGUUCGUUGGACUAAUGUUUGUUCAAGUGGUAUUUAUCUGUAUACAGUGAAACCUCGGUGAUACGAUCACAGCUCAUACGAAUUUCGGGGUAAUACAAAUUUUUCAUUGGUCCCAGCCAAGGCCCAUUGGCCUGCAAUGUAAUGGAGUACGGUUGUUGCGAACCGAUUUUCACCCAGCAACGUUUGAUACGAACGUACACUACCGCCCAGGCACGAAGAGGUGCUGUCACGGAAGACGCGCCAAGCACGUGCGAGCGCAGGAACGCAAGCGUGGGCAUGCGCGCCGCAACGCCAAAUCGCCAGAAUCACGGUGUAAGAAAAACACCUUUCUUACGGUCACAAUAAACCUACAGAGACGCAUCACGGCCUCUGAGAUUGUGUGCGCGAAUCUUUGAUGCUCUUAUGUGCUUCCAUGUGCCUUCGCGUUUAGAUUACAGAGGACAUUAGCGUCAUGCUUUUUUUUUUCUAAUGCGUCGACGCGGGCUGCUCUCGUCGUACUGUGUUUACAAGUGCCUGCCUCGUGCAUCAGACAUCCUAUGAAAGGUGGACGAGGACCGAAAGAAGGCGAGGACAGUCUUGGCGAAGGAGUCAGGCCUCCUAAUGUCAACAUGUGCGGCCGUUGCUGUCGCACUUGUGCGGUCACGGCCGUAAAUCUCCCAAAAAACAUCCCCAACGCCUCCGCGAUAACAAAAUCAUAACACAGGACCGUGGUUUUGUAAUAUUGUGGCUUUGAUCCAUCGCGUCAAAUCGCUUCUUUCGUUACUUUCGCUGCAGUACUUCGGUGUCGUGCAAAAAAGCAUACUAAAAUUUGGAAAGGGCUACUGCUGUCGCGGGUCACAACGCACCUGGUUCAUUGAUUACAUACGAGCGUACGGGUCGUGUAUUUACGAGUGCUGGUAUGAUUGCCGACAUCUAAAAACUUAACUGACAAUCAUUUAGGGUUCUUCCUGGCGUUGCUGCGGCUCUGAAAAACAAUAAAUGAAAAUGUACGCCAGUGUUGUCGCAUGCUAAUUUCCCAUGCUUUCUGGUGAUAUGAAUAUUUUUGGUGGUCCUGUGAGAUUUGUAUCACCAAGGUUUCAUUGUAUAAAGUUAAAUAAAUCAUCAGAGGAUGCAACCACUCCUCAACGUUUAGCUGCCACGUAAAGUCAAGGCAGUGGACGACUGUGUUACCACAUGUUCAUUGUAGGCUGUGGUUUGCCGUGACUGCAACAUGACAGUGAUGAUGGUUUAUGGCUUGGCACCGACAGCCUAGUGUCUGUAAAACAGUUUGACCUGCAAAAUACUAAAGGGCAUUGAGCUUGUGUGUGAUUGCUCUUAGGAUGAAACACUAUUAUAUAAUAUAAGAUAUUCAUACACUUCAGCCAACGUGAAAAGGGAAGCGGUGCUGAACAUACUUCAGGAUAUUGCAGGCCAUUUGAUCCUACCAGAAGAGGCACGUUUCCAGUAUGUAGGGUAUACAGAAAUCGUAGAAAUGUACAUUAUACAACAAACAUAUUCAGUCACAAAUUUACAUUAACUGCAAAAAAAUACAGUAGAACUACGCCCUUUUGAAAAACCACAAUGUGAUCAUGAGCCAUGAUAAACUCAAUAGGUAAUUAUAGAUCAAGGGAGCAUUUCAGUUGCAAUAGGAUAGGCUCAGCAUCAAACGUGGCAAUGCACGACAGCUGUAAUACUUGUUGGGCUGGUCAGUGCAUGCUUCAAAAAAUUAGAAGACUCAAACCGCCAAGAAAAGACAGGCAAAAGGAAAGAGGGUCACUCGCAGCUAACUUUAUUCUUGAAAGACAAUCGCAAUAUAUACGCCAAGCCACACAUGCGUAACAACAUCGCAUCAAUCAUCACAUCACAACAAUCGGCCACUCUCAUUCCAAGUGCUAGUUCAAGAAACUUUCAAAAAAUUCUAACCCAGCUGAUCGCAGCACAACCGAAGUAUUGCUAAUACAGAUAUCUUUUUUUCUUCUCAUGUAGUAUGCUUCUAGCAUCUCUCGUUGGUCGUUGCACCUCCUUGCUUCUAGCAAGAAUGGUGAUAUAUUGGCAAAUCUUGCCUCUUAUCUACACACGCUGCAAUGCACAGGCAAGUGUGCUGAAACAUUGUUCUUGAUCGAAAGAUCACGUUCCCUCGCUCGGCUGGCCGAUGUAAACCUUUCCACAGGAAAGCGAAAUUUCAUAGAUCACUCCCAGCGCACAGGUGACGUUGGGCCUCCCAAGCUUCUUACUACGCAGGGCAGGCACAGGUCUUCUUGAAGUCUGUGGGCACAGGCCCGACAGCUUCCUUGGUGCAGAAAACACUACAGGUACUUUGUACCUAUUAGCCACCUUUUUAAGGUUGUGUGCAACCUUAUGGGCAUACGGGACAACUACUGGUCUUUUUCGAACCACUGACGUUCCUUCUUUUUCCCUUUAAAUUUUUGAAGCAGGGAUUCAACCACUGCCGCAACGACCGAGCAAGGAUAUCCAGCUGAAUAUAGCUGGCUGACCUGGUUGCCAAAGCUUGUACAUAAUUGAGCUUGUACAUAAUUGACACUCUUUCCUUUCGCCUCUCUUUUCUUGGUGGUUUGCGUCUUCUAACAGCUGAUACCAUGUAAUUUUGUUGCAUUAAUGGAGGAAGGGAAGAGUAGUAGCGUAAAUUGACAAAGCAUAUUUGUAGAUUUUAACAAUAAAAAAGAUGCACAGCCUAAGGAACAAAGCAGCGCAAAUACUAAGCAUGGAAGAGCUCUUCAAGCCAAUAACCCUUUGCAACAUAUGUUAUAAUCAACUGUCUAUAAAUGUGUGAAAUUUACAUAAUUUGGUGCCAAGGUUCUGGAGAUAAAAUUUGUAGCAAGUGGAAGUUUAGAAUACAUUAGUGUAUUUUACAGCAAUUAACUGUCAUUACAAAGUAAAUAAUUAAAGGGUAGUUUGUGCUUUCACAGAGCAAAGGCUGCCUUGAAGUGACAGGGUGCACGGUCACUUCGCUGGAUGUAGCAGCCGCGUUUCCGAAAGCAGCGUGCUGCUCAAACACGAUAAAGUAACAACUGUAGCAGUUGUUCGCGCUCGUCCUGAGUAUACUUGGGCGUUUGUUUCGUGCGUCCUUCUUUGUGUUUGACGGUGCUGUAGCUGCCGAACACCACUAGACAUUGUACAAGCUCUCAUAUAUCACUGCACAAUAAACGCUCUACUACCUCUCUGAA